Molecule: messenger RNA, 1717 nt
Organism: Hordeum vulgare subsp. vulgare (domesticated barley)
Lineage: Eukaryota; Viridiplantae; Streptophyta; Magnoliopsida; Poales; Poaceae
Product: trans-cinnamate:CoA ligase, peroxisomal-like
Exons: 2
Coding region: 1-1686 (561 amino acids)
Source: RefSeq, a predicted model, not a curated record
AUGGACAAGUUGCCAAAGCGCGACGGUAACUACGUCCCCCUAAGUCCCAUCACAUUCCUGCCUCGCGCCGCCGCUGUGUAUGCUGACCGCACCUCUCUCAUCUACGGCGGCACUACCUUCACCUGGCGCCAGACGUACGCCCGCUGCUGCCGCCUCGUCGCUGCGCUCCAGGUCCUCGCCGUCUCCAAGAACGAUGUCGUGUCGGUUCUUUCUCCCAACACCCCCGCGCUGUACGAGAUGCAUUUUGCUGUCCCAAUGGUCGGCGCGGUCAUCAACGCCAUCAACAUCCGCCUGGAUGCCGCCGCCGUCGCCGCCAUCCUGAGGCAUGCCGCACCAAAGCUCCUCUUCGUCGACUACCAGUACACAGGCGUCGCCAAGGAUGCCCUUAACUCCAUCUCGGACAAGAACUUGCCGCUUCUCGUCGUCAUCGAUGACAUUGACACACCCACGGGCGCGCGCCUUGGCGAGCUGGAGUACGAACAGCUGGUGGCGCGCGGUGACCCGGCGAGGUACCCACCGAGGCAGGUCGCGGAUGAGUGGGACGCCGUCGCGCUCAACUACACCUCUGGCACGACGUCUGCGCCCAAAGGCGUCGUGUGCAGUCACCGCGGCAGCUACCUUAGCACCGUGGGGCUCCUCCUCCAGUGGGGCGUGGACAACGAGCCGGUUUACCUAUGGUCGCUCCCCAUGUUCCACUGCAAUGGCUGGACCUUCACUUGGGGCGUGGCGGCGCGCGGCGGCACCAACGUCUGCGUCCGCGCCCCGACAGCCAACGCCAUGUACUCAGCUAUCGCUAACCACGGCGUCACCCACAUGUGCGUCGCACCCGUGCUCUUCAACGUCCUCCUAGAAGCCCACCGCGAGCCGCUGCGCCGCACCGUCGAGGUGCUCACGGGUGGCGCGCCGCCGCCCGCGGCGCUGGUGGAGCGCGUGGAGCGGCUGGGGUUUAACGUCACGCAUGCCUACGGCAUGACGGAAGCCACAGGCCCGGCCAUGGUGUGCGAGUGGCGGGAGCGCUGGGACGCGCUGGCCCCGAGAGAGCGCGCGCUGCUCAAGGCGCGGCAGGGCGUGGGCGCACUCUCCCUCGCCGGCGCCGAGGUGAAGGAUCUCAAGACCAUGGAGAGCGUGCCCCGCGAUGGCGCCACCCUCGGAGAGAUCGUGCUGCGCGGGAGUAGCCUGAUGAAGGGAUACUACAAGAACCCGGAAGCCACGGCAGCAGCGUUUCGCGGCGAGUGGUUUCUGACCGGCGACGUGGGCGUUGUGCACCCGGACGGGUAUGUGGAGAUCAAGGACCGGUCGAAGGACGUGAUCAUAUCCGGCGGCGAGAACAUCAGCAGCGUGGACGUUGAGGCGGGGCUGUACGGCCACCCUGCAGUGCGGGAGGCGGCGGUGGUCGCCAUGCCGCACCCGCACUGGGGCGAGACGCCCUGCGCUUUCGUCGCCCUGAAGAAACAGUUGGACUUCGGCGCUGACGAAGUAAGCGAGGAGGCGAUUGUGUCCUUCUGCAGGAGCAAGAUGGCGCAUUUCAUGGUGCCUAGGAAAGUGGUGUUCGUCGAUGAGCUGCCCAAGAAUGUCACGGGGAAGGUGCAAAAGCUCUCGCUGCGGGAGAGGGCGCGUGGGCUUAGGCCCAUCGCUUCAAAGAUAAGAGGGUCUGUACCGGCCCGGCUCACCGUGUCGAAGCUUUGACUAGCAACACAUAACAUGAAUCCUGGCCUAC